Molecule: messenger RNA, 420 nt
Organism: Cokeromyces recurvatus
Lineage: Eukaryota; Fungi; Mucoromycota; Mucoromycetes; Mucorales; Mucoraceae
Product: ankyrin repeat-containing domain protein
Exons: 2
Molecular function (GO): protein binding
Source: RefSeq, a predicted model, not a curated record
AUGUCUAGUAAAACACCUAAUGACGUUUUACUUCGUAAAAGAACAGAUAGUAAUAGAAUCAAUAAGAACUUUGACUCAACACAUAAUAAUAAGAUAUCUACACGUUUGAAGGAUGUUUUUUUAUAUAGUCAACAACAUGAAGAGCUCAUGACAGCUUGCUCAAAAGGAAAUUUACAAAAGGUUAUUGAAUUAUUGGAACAAAAAAAAUCUGGACUAAAUCCUGACAUGAUUCGUGAUAGUAAAUUACGAACCCCUUUAUUAGUAGCUUGCGCUGCAGGUCAAGCAGCCAUCGUCAAAGAGUUGAUUAAAUGGGGUUCUGAUGUAAAUAACGCAAUGGGCGACAUUGUUGGAAAUAAACCGUUAGAUUUAGCUGUUAUUUCAAAUGAUGUAGAUACUGUGUUGGUAUUGUUAGAAGCAGGA